Molecule: messenger RNA, 2253 nt
Organism: Chenopodium quinoa (quinoa)
Lineage: Eukaryota; Viridiplantae; Streptophyta; Magnoliopsida; Caryophyllales; Amaranthaceae
Exons: 2
Coding region: 308-1516 (402 amino acids)
Cellular component (GO): membrane
Molecular function (GO): glycosyltransferase activity
Source: RefSeq, a predicted model, not a curated record
AAUAAACCUUUUCCAAUUCACAAACGUAAUAAUUAAAUUCAAGAUUAUAAAUACAAGAUUUAUUAUAUAUACAACAUUUUUGAGAGAUCAUCAAGCUAUAAUAGCUAGGUAUUAUGUAUCAUUUCUUCCCAAGAAUCUCUCCAACUCAAGUUUCUUUGAUAGAAUAUAAGAAUCUUAUUAUAUAAUAUUUCUCCUCUUCCUUUAUAUUCCAUUAAUAUUUUAUUUUUUUUGUUGAACUCUUUUUAGUCUUCAUUGAUCUUAUAGUUAUAAUUUCUCUCUUUCUUUUUCUUCAAAACCAAAAUUAAUCAUGAAAAAUCAAAACCAAGAACAACAAAAACCUCUUUUUCUACCACUACCAAACAAAUUAGUACACAAUUUCAUGAACAUCAUUCCAUACAUUCUUAUUUUUGGUUGUGGCAUAAUUAUUGGUACGUCUUUUUCUCCUAGUAACAUAUUUCCGGUAGAUAUUGGUAAUCUUUUUGUCACCGUUAAAGUCUUUAACACCACAAGGGAUUCUUUACUACCACGGCCACCACCACCGCCCCCGGGAUUAGAAGUAGAGCGAGGCAGCCCACCCCCACCAUCAUCGCCGCCACUCACAUUGCCACACCAUCACAUGGAGGAUGAAGAGUUGUUAUGGAAGGCUUCAAUUGUGCCCAAAAUUAAAGACAAGAAAUUAAUGCAAAGAAUAAUUCCGCAACCAAAAAUUGCAUUUUUGUUUUUAGUACGUGGCGCUUUGCCAUUGGCUCCUCUUUGGGAUAAGUUCUUUCUUGGGUAUGAAGGUUUGUACUCCAUCUACGUGCAUGCUAAUCCUGUGUAUAAUCAGAGUUAUUCAAAGGAAUCUGUGUUUUUUGGCCGAAGAAUUCCUAGCAAGGAAGUGCAAUGGGGCAAAUUCAACAUGGUUGAAGCUGAACGUCGUCUACUAGCCAAUGCCCUCCUUGACCACUCGAACCAACGGUUCGUUCUCCUGUCGGAAUCAUGCAUCCCAUUGUACAACUUUUCCACAGUAUACACCUACCUUAUAAAUUCCCAAAAGAGCUACAUUGAGGUUUAUGACAAAAAAGGCGGUACAGGCCAAGGCCGUUACAGCCUCCGCAUGUACCCUCACAUUCGACUAUCCCAAUGGCGAAAAGGGUCUCAAUGGUUCGAGAUGAGUCGUGAGCUAGCCCUUGAGGUGAUAUCAGACCGAAAAUACUACCCCGUCUUUGCAAAGUACUGCAAGAACUCGUGUUAUGGGGACGAACACUAUAUACCUACUUAUGUACACAUCAAAUUUGGGAAGGAAAAUACAAAUAGGACAGUUACUUGGGUUGAUUGGUCUAUUAAUGGACCUCACCCUGGUCAAUUUCAGAGGCCUAGUGUUACACCUGAGUUAUUGGAGAAGUCAAGGACUAAAUAUACUUGCGAAUAUAAUGGGAAGAAGACUAAUGUUUGCUUUUUAUUUGCUAGGAAGUUCAUGCCAAGCACCUUGAAUAGAUUGUUGAUGUUUGCUCCUAAAGUUAUGAAAUUCGGUUGAAUCUUUGGUUCAUACGAAGUAUAUUGAUGUAAUAACUAUAAAGAUAUUGUGUUUUGAAGAUGAGGAGAGUUGAGAAUUUUUUUUAUUGAGCCAUGAUUGUAUACGGUUAUGUAAUGCUCAAUACAUUCUUUAUAAAUGAAACCUAAUAAAAAAUAUUGUUGUUAUGCUGAGAAUUUUUGUAUAUCGGAUGGUACUCCUUCUGUCCCUAUAUAGUUGUCAUGCUUUUUUUUUUUUUAAGGUAAAAUAAAAGGCCCUAUCGGGUCAGAACCCUUCACGGAUCAACCCGGCAUGAGUUAGCGAGCUAGACAAUUUGGGAGAUGGGGGGAAGGUAACAUAAGGGAAUCCCACCCCCCGAAUUGUCACUAGUGGGGAUUGAACCAAGGUGCUCUCCUUUCCACUAGACCAAGCUAAGCUUGGUUAAAUAGUAGUCAUGCUUGCAGUAAAUAAAUGUUUAAUACACACAAAACGUAGAUGUUUGAACCCUUCAUACCUGCCUACCUGGCUUAGAAAGUUGUUCCAGUAGAGAAGUAUGGGCUUUUGCAACAAACCAAGAUGUUCUUAAGCCUCCGGAACAGAAACUAAUUAGAAAACAUCUGUCCCAAAUGCUAAUAUGGCAAUUGAAGCUGUAGAGAUAUAUGCUCAAUUGCUCACCAAUUAACCAGGCAGCCGCAGGUAGUAGGCGACUGACAAUGGCUGCAACACAAGAGCGCUAACGCAGGGGUAGCUAAUGAGAGUAU